AUGUCAUCCGUUUCCUCGUACGUGGUGCAUUUUUUUCCGCUCGCUUCCCUGACCUUGCUGUUGCGCUGGGCCCUAUCACCAGUGCUUCAAAAGCUUGCAAAGACUUACCCAAAGUGCUGGCCGAAGCGUUUGAGAUGUCAAGUCAGCGAGUGGAAGUUCUUCAAGACCAUGAAUUGUAUGGGCACCUUCAUCCAAGUAGGAUUUGCGACACUCAGUGCUUUAUCGUUGCAGCCAUUGAUGUGCUAUCAGCACCCGAAUGGACUCUACAGCGUCUUGAAGUACCCCAGUACAUUCUGUGGUCACAGUGAGCAGGUCAUCAUGAUUGCUAUCGGGAUGGUCUUGAUGACCAUUUUCGUUCUGGGCUUCUUUGCCGCCUGUAGUUUAGCUGCAUGGAAGAUGCCCACCUGGAGCCUUGAGAAGAAUCACCGCUGGGUACAAUCAUUCACAUUCUUGACCGGGAAGUUCCGUCUUGAUGCCUGGUACUUUGGUACGCCGCUGCUUCUCCGCGGCUUGGGCUUGGGUGUCACAGUGGCCUUAGGCACUGAUCGACCCGAAGUGCAGAUUUCGCUUGCAAGCGUGGUGAUCUUGCUCUACCUAUGCACUUUGGUGCGGGUGUGGCCCUGGAAGGCUCGUGUGCUUAACGUUGCAGACACGGCCCUGAGUGCUGGGAUGCUACUUUUGGUCCGUCAAAACAGCCACGCAGCCUCAUCAGAUGAAUCUUUCAGAGAGGUGUUUUCCGCCUUGAUCAUCGUGCUCUUGUUUGGGUCCACAGCCUUCAUGUUGAUGCUUUGCGUUUGGGCGCUUGCGAGAUCCCGAUGUGGUGGAGAUGCAGGAACAAGUUUGCUCAAUCUGGGCUUCAGAAGCAGCGCUGAGAUGGUCUCACGGGCACUGAAAGACUGCGCGGAGGGGCUUUUGGAGAUGGAGGCUGAACAACUGAAAGAGAAGCUGGGCAAGAUGAACACCUACGACUUGGCAGCUCUUCAGGCCACGAUCACUUUGACAUCCAUCGAGCUUCUCUCAUCCAGCGAUUGGCAUUUCAACGCACGUGUCUCCUUGCAAGCAAUCAGUCAUGGCGGCUUUGUCAGGAGCAGAAGCUUUGAGCCACAAGCACCAGCUCCUCCUACACCAUCCGAUCAUGCAAAUGAUGCCCCUGGAGAUGUGUCAGAGGAGGACUCCGAAGACAUGGCCAAUCGGAAGAUUGGUUUGGUGGAUGACCAGCCAACGCAGUCGGAAAUGAUGUAG
Messenger RNA from Durusdinium trenchii, 1242 nucleotides. NCBI's taxonomy places the organism in Eukaryota, Dinophyceae, Suessiales, Symbiodiniaceae. The record is from the annotation of a GenBank genome assembly.